GCCAGGAGUUAAAUGCAGCCGCGGCUCCGCGCAGCCCGCUGGUCUCUGGCGGCGUCGGGCUUCGCUUCUUCGGCGUGCUUCCUACUAUAGCCAAGUCAUUGCUGAUUCUAGAGCUUGAAGUAUACAUCUGCAUUUUUGUUUCAACAAAUCUUAAACACAAUGGACCAGAGCAACAAAGAGUGCAAUAUUGUGGUUGAUGGUAAUUUUCACAUUCCCUUCAAGAAGGUAAUUCAUUUUAGCCCUCCGUUAUACAGACAGCGUUACAACUUCGUUAAAGAUUUGGUGGAUCAACAUAAACCCAAGAAGGUUGCAGACUUGGGGUGUGGUAAUGCUUCACUUAUACAGACAAUUAAAUGCCACAGUUGCAUUGAACUGCUUGUUGGAGUAGAUAUCAAUAAAGAUAAAAUAGACUCACAAAGGUGUACAUUGUCUCCAUUCUGCGGGGAUUAUCUAAGUCCCCGGGACCUGAAUUUGUCCAUCAUCUUAUAUCAUGGCUCUGUUGUGGAGAGAGACUCUCGUCUGCUUGGAUUUGACUUAAUAACAUGUAUUGAAUUAAUAGAACACUUGGAUGAAAAAGAUCUGGCCAGAUUUCCCGAAGUCGUAUUUGGGUACUUGUCUCCAGCCAUGGUCGUCAUCAGCACACCGAACUCUGAAUUCAAUCCCCUGUUUCCAGCAGUGACUUUAAGAGAUUCAGAUCACAAAUUUGAGUGGAACAGAAGGCAGUUUCAGACUUGGGCUUUAAGUGUGGCGAAUUUCUACAAUUACUCUGUGGAGUUCACUGGCGUGGGAGAACCACCAGCAAGAGCUGGGAAUGUUGGAUACUGUACCCAGAUAGGGGUCUUCCGGAAAAUUGGAGCAAAGGCAACUGAAUCAUGCAUUGCGGGACAGUGUGAUGAACAUGUUUAUAAAAUUGUUUAUACAGUCUCAUACCCGAGUUUACAGCAAAAAGAAGUCCGCAAAUUUGCACUGACAAGUGAGGUGUCCCGCCAAGUCCAGAGCCUGAAACGCAGAUACGUAUCAAGUGUGAAAAUACUACAGGACGACGAAUCUAUUCAUAAGUUAAACGACACCGGGAUCAUCACGUUUUUUGGACCAGUCUUCACAGAACUUGAAAAAACCAACAUAGAGAAGUCUCCCAAACCUUUCUGUUUUGGAAAUAAGUUUUAUGUACCCUUGGAAAGACUUUUUGCUUAUCCCAAGGUGAACCGCUUAUGUGAAAAUGUAGACAUGAUGAGAGCGCUUAUUCGCGACACGAUGAGACUGAACCGUGAUGGUUCCGCAGUGAAGGUGGAUCUGCAUGAUCCGUGAGCCAUCCUUCCUGGAAUUCAGGGUCUUAGCAGUAAUUGGGCUCAUUGAGAAUUUAAGCUUUGUUAGUUAUGAUUCAAGUAGCCUUGUUUUUAAAUAUGCUUUGUUUUGGGGUGGGGGGUUAGGGAGUUGGUUCAUAAUAUGCUUAUGUUUUGUUUUGGAGCCAUGUUGCAUGUGACAUUAAAAAGUUUUAAAAUUA
Molecule: messenger RNA, 1504 nt
Organism: Pteropus alecto (black flying fox)
Lineage: Eukaryota; Metazoa; Chordata; Mammalia; Chiroptera; Pteropodidae
Gene: HENMT1
Product: HEN methyltransferase 1
Exons: 8
Coding region: 160-1308 (382 amino acids)
Biological process (GO): siRNA processing; RNA methylation; piRNA processing
Cellular component (GO): nucleus; cytoplasm
Molecular function (GO): O-methyltransferase activity; RNA methyltransferase activity
Source: RefSeq, a predicted model, not a curated record